This is a messenger RNA of Clonostachys byssicola, 1788 nucleotides long. The record is from the annotation of a GenBank genome assembly. NCBI's taxonomy places the organism in Eukaryota, Fungi, Ascomycota, Sordariomycetes, Hypocreales, Bionectriaceae.
AUGGAGAAGGAUUCGCCGACAGACAUUACUAGACUCGAAUCCACUAAUACAGACGUUGAUCUAACAUCUCCCCCUUCGCAACCAGUGGAAUCAACCCAUGAGCAGCUGGAGGAUGCGGAACCUAUCAUGGACGGUAUGCUGUCGCUGGUCGAAACAUUCUUUGACACGAUCUACCCGCUGCCCUCAUGCCGCGACCGAUCUGUACACAUGGACCUCCUAUCAGCCAUCUGUGCCGUGACAUCUCUCCACCUACGGCGCGAGCCUCCAGAGCUAAGUUCAUGGAUCCAAACCGCCGAGCAGAGCAUAUGGAUGAAUCUCGAGUGCCCAACCGUCCCUCGUCUUCAGACCCUCCUCCUGAGCAUCUACUAUUGGGUGGAAUCCGGCCGCUUCCAGAGAGCAUUCAUGUUGACGGCCCUUGCAGCUAGGUUUGCAGCGGCUAUGCGUCUCAACUAUGAAAGGCCAGAUCUCGAUCCGACUGCGCGGGAGGUCCGCCGACGCAUCGUUUGGUCGCUCAAGAUUAUUGAAAGAUACUUCUCUGUCGGGUUACCAGAGUUUGAGCUGUGUCCGAUUGAGGCAAUAUACAUCAACUUUCCCAAGUCUGAGGAUGAGUUUGAGUCCUCACGUCCCGGAGAGCAAUCCGCCUAUAAAUUAUAUACCCGACUUGAGGUAAUCCGACGAGACAUCAUGAAGCUGGGCAGAGGGCUACAUCCUCUGGAUCAGCCUCUCUCUUCUCUAGUUGAGCUCAUUCGGCACCAUGAAAAUAUCCUGUCUGAGUUUUCUGCCGAGCUGCCGUAUGGCAGUCGCAUCACAUCAGCACAAGUCGCCAGUCUUCUUGACAAUCCAUGGUUGCCUAGGUUGUUGGCAAUGCAUGUCUCUUGGCAUCAAGCAAAUUGCGACUUAUACCGUAUUCUCGUCUCGGGCUAUCCAGACGCUGCACCAUCUGUUGUCUUAGACGCCGUCGAUUCCGCCCGACUUCUGUUUGCCGAAGAGCAAUGUCUCAAGCAUGCCACAAAUGCCAUCCAAAUCCUCACAACUUUAAAUCAAGAGAGUGCGUCUCGCCAUAUGCUUGAAUUCGACACCGCGAUUUGCGCGUACCAUGCAUCGCGUCUGGUUCUCUAUAUCUCUCGGUUUGGAAAGAGCCCAAGCCGACCAACGCCAGAGUUUGCCGCAAGCAGGGCUGAACUUUGUGUCGUAGCCCUCAAAAGAUUUUUUCCUGCAUGUGUCCCAGUGGCACCUAUCAUCAAGGAGUUGGAAAGCUCUGUCGUUGUGUUCUUACAAAAACACAACCAUGGGCAUGACACAUGGAGUGGUUCAUCAUCCACGGCAAGAAGACCGCCCCUGACGAACGCUAACCCAUUACAUGAGCAGCCAACAGUAUCCCCAGCAGCGGAAACACAGAGACUUGCCAUUCAUAGCUUGUUGCGGCAAGCAGAGUUUUCUGAUGCUGAAGAUGAUCAUCUGUUGCCCACUCGUGCACAGUCCGCUGCCGAGCCCAGCCAGGGCUUCCCAACACCUCCAUCUAACGCACCUACUUCAGCGCCGCCUGUGAUUGAUAACUCCCUCAAUCCUUUGAACACAUCCAUUAGCCCAGCUUCGAGAGCAAGUGGUAUUGGAAACCGACUUUCUUCAGAUGAUUCAGGAGUUACAGGAGCAAAUUCCAGCUGGUGGGGUCAGAACAUGCCAUUAGCGAUGGGCCCCGUCCCUGAUGCGUUUGAGGAUGGAGUGUACCCGUUUCUUUCUUGGACCGGACGUCAAGAUUGGGAAUGGCUAUUAGAGUCGCCCAAAUAA